AUGGAUGUUUGGUUGUUGCUCGAGCUCAGGAAGCUUCUACCCAGCCCAUCAGCCGAUAGCGGCGUAUCCACUUGGUCUGACAGUCAUGUCUUCGAGCCUGCGUUACCACCACACUGCCAGCCAGAGAACGAAUUCCUCCUUAAGCUGUCGUCAACCUUCCACACCUGCGUACCGAGUAACCUAGCCUUCGUCUCGACCCUUCUGGGCACGCUCAGUAUUAUAUCGUGGCUGUUCGCUCAGCUACCGCAGAUAUACAAGAACCACACGCUGAAGUCAACCUCGGGGCUAAGCAUCUUCUUCCUGGCGGAGUGGCUGCUCGGCGACGUAUCCAAUCUGCUAGGAUGCGUGUUUACGGAUCAGGCGCUUUGGCAGGUCGUUGUCGCCAGCUACUACUGCAUGGUCGACAUGAUGCUAGUGAUGCAGUGGUUGUGGUACGAGCAUCUGCAACACGGAAACCCGUUGACAAAGGUGUGGAGUCGAGAGAGGCCAGGCGGCUCGGACAACGGCGGGGGCCGAACAAACAUGCAAGAGAUCGAGGGAGUGUCACUCUCAAACAACUCAACUGCGGUAGGCAGCUCAGCUUCCGGAUCCAAGGAUGGCACUCCAUCAAAGACGAUCGAACGCUCUCAGCCGCGAAUGACCUUCCACACCCCCCACUUCUCGCGAUCACCAAGUCCCUCAGGCUCGAGCACCCCCAGCACGCCCUCACCCCCCGCAAUCCGCCGCCUCGGACGCACCAACUCCCCGAUGCCCUCUCCCCGAACGGUCCUCUACAUCUCCCUCCUCCUCGCCGUCUUAGCGCGCGCCUCACCAACCCCUCCCCUCUCCCCGGCCACUCUUCCACACUCCCACGACUCCGCCCCCCUCCUCAAAUCCUCGACCCAGACAGCCGGCCGUCUUUUGUCUUGGCUCUCCACCCUCCUCUACCUCGGCUCGCGCCUCCCCCAACUCUACAAAAACCACACGCGCCGCAGCACCUCCGGGCUCAGCGCCUCCCUCUUCCUAGCCGCCUUCUUCGGCAACCUCUUCUACAGCUCCUCGCUGCUGACCAACCCGUGCGCAUGGUCCAGCUUCGGACCCUACGGCGGCGGCGGCUGGGCCAGUGCAGACGGCAGCGAGCGCGCGGAGUGGGUCGGGCGCGCGGCGCCGUUUUGGCUUGGGGCUGCGGGCGUGCUGGUCAUGGAUGCCGGGGUUGGGGUCCAGUUCUGGUGGUUUGGGAAGGAAGCGGAGGAGAAGGUCGUUGUGGUUGAGGAGCGCGUGGGGAGGAGGUGGCGAUGGAGGAGGGUUAGUGGGUGGAUGAGAGGCUGGAUGCCGAGUGUGAGUGAGGCGGGGACGCCGAGGCCGGGGAGUAGGGCUGAGGGGGAGGCGAGCGCGUUGCUUGGGCAGAGGGAGGGCGGGCAGAGGGCGUAUGGUGGUGUCUAG
This is a messenger RNA of Coniosporium apollinis CBS 100218, 1422 nucleotides long. RefSeq lists its product as uncharacterized. The record is from RefSeq and is a predicted model, not a curated record. NCBI's taxonomy places the organism in Eukaryota, Fungi, Ascomycota, Dothideomycetes. The transcript has a single exon. The coding region runs from base 1 to 1422 and encodes 473 amino acids.